Molecule: messenger RNA, 7739 nt
Organism: Protobothrops mucrosquamatus (brown spotted pit viper)
Lineage: Eukaryota; Metazoa; Chordata; Lepidosauria; Squamata; Viperidae
Gene: DCAF15
Product: DDB1 and CUL4 associated factor 15
Exons: 12
Coding region: 59-1909 (616 amino acids)
Biological process (GO): protein ubiquitination
Cellular component (GO): Cul4-RING E3 ubiquitin ligase complex
Source: RefSeq, a predicted model, not a curated record
AUAUGCUGGCCAAAGAUCAUAAUAAAACUUGGGUUAGUGUGGCAUAAAGGGAAUAUGUAUGUAUUUAAGAUCUUUUGAUGCCUGUUUACAGAUCAAUGGUCAGUUGUCACCUCGUCUCUUUCGUAAGCUACCACCCAGGGUUUGUGUGUCUCUGAAGAGCAUUGUUGAUGAACAUUUCCUAUGUGCUGGACACAUUUUCCUUGGGUUCUCUAAGUGUGGAAGAUACGUCUUGUCUUACACUAGCAGCAGUGGAGAUGACGAUUUCUCUUUUUACAUCUACCAUCUCUAUUGGUGGGAGUUUAAUGUUCACAGCAAACUAAAAAUGGUCCGCCAGGUCCGAUUAUUCCAGGAUGAAGAAAUCUAUAGUGACCUUUACUUGACUGUAUGUGAAUGGCCCAGUGAUUCCUCUAAGGUCAUCGUUUUUGGUUUCAAUACCCGUUCAGCCAAUGGCCUCCUGAUGAACAUGAUGAUGAGUGAUGAAAACCAUAGAGAUAUCUAUAUCAGUGCAGUGGCUAUGCCUCCUUUUAUGUACUGUCCCAGUUGCCGAGACAUGGCCAUUGCACAUCCAGGUGACCCAAAUGCCAAAUGUUUGCAGCAUGGAUUCAUGCUGCACAUGAAGUACCAGGUGGUGUAUCCUUUCCCCACGUUUCAGCCAGCAUUCCAACUCAAGAAGGACCAAGUGGUGCUGCUUAACACCAGCUAUUCUCUAGUUGCCUGUGCUGUUUCUGUGCAUACGUCAGAUGACAGCAACUUCUGCCAAAUUCUUUAUGACAGGAGUCGCCAGACCCGGGCCCCUGUUGUGGAAGUGAGCCACACAUCCCUUAUCUCACAUUGUCCUGCAGGCUUAGAGAAAGAGUUGGAAAAAGACAACUGCUCUUGCCAGAGUGAGACUCCAUUGACACAGCCUCUUGCUGUACCUCCACAGGACAUAGAUACCCACGUUUCACCUGCUGUAGCUAUGGCAAAGGAAUUUGUUGCAGACAUCUUCCGAAGGGCCAAGGAAGCCAGAGGCAGUGCACCCGUAGAAGAAGCAACGGCAGCAGGCAAUGGACUCAAGUGCCUCCUUGACUCUGGGGCUCUAGGCCAGGAUACCUUAGGCUCUUGGGACCUGAGGAAGACUUUGGAAUCUUGCUUACAUGGCAGUGUUGCUCAUAGUUCUACAUCGUCUACUGCAACCAGUAGCAUUUCUGAUAUAGGGAGCUCCCCCAAAGAAUCUUUUAUAGCCAAUUUUGAACUGGAAAGUCUGCCAGCUGAGCCAGGCUAUGUGAACUAUACCAAACUGCGCUAUGUCCUGGAACCCAACGAUUUUUCUGAGGCAGAGGAUGAAUAUGAGGAUGACAAAAUCUCCUUGCCAUUUGUUGUGACAGACCUCCUAGGAAGAAAUUUGAAGCUCUUAAAGGAGAAGGCCAUUUGUGAGGGCCAAUAUUUAACAGUGGAGCAGCUGACUUUGGAUUUUGAAUAUGUUAUUAAUGAAGUGAUUCGAAAUGAUGCUUCAUGGUCCAAGCAGUUUUGUUCCUUCAGUGAUUAUGACAUUGUCAUCUUGGAGGUAUGUCCAGAAACCAAUCAGGUCAUCAUCAAUAUUGGACUCUUGCUGCUAGCAUUUCCUUCUCCAGAUGAAGAGGGACAGCUCAGACCAAAGACAUAUCACACCAGCCUCAAAGUGGCAUGGGAUCUGAAUACUGGCAUCUUUGUCACUGUCAGUGUAGGUGAUCUCACAGAAGUCAAAGGACAGACCAGUGGCAGUGUAUGGAGCUCCUACCGGAAAAGCUGUGUGGAUAUGGUAAUGAAGUGGCUUGUACCAGAGAGCAGUGUUCGCUAUGUCAACAGAAUGACCAAUGAAGCCCUUCACAAAGGUUGCUCGUUAAAAUUCCUAGCAGACAAUGAGCGCUACACAUGGAUUGUCUUAUGAAAUCUGAUUCAGAAGCAAAACUCACAUCAAUUGUUCAUUUUUUGCCAUAACUGUAUAUGUCCAAUUCAACUACCUCUUUGUUAAACAUUUUUAAUUUUUCCCUUUCUUUAGAGUAAAUGUUGCCCAGAUGAUCUUGGAAGCAUUAGAUUUUGUGAAUAGAAUCACCUCCUCUACUUUCUUGUUGCUCUGGGGGGGGGGGUAUGUGAAGAAGCGAGGUUGCUUGAGAUUCUGAAAAACAAACUUUUCCUUGCAGACUAGGAUUAUUGUUUGCGAUGGCUCAACUUCAACUGAUUUAGAAAAAGCAAAAAUUAGCUAUUUAACCUUCUAUAGUAAUCUGUAUUUGGUGAAGCUACAAAGAAUAGGUGGGAAUAUCCUGUAAGAUUUGACUCCCUCUAAUGCAAGAACAAAUUAUUCCAAGGCAACAAUAUUGUUUAAGGAGACCAAAUUCCUUUCUUCUUUCAGUGUCAUUUUGUACUUGUUAUUUUGUCUAUUUUUUUUCUUCCUAAAUGUAAAUGCCAUCCCACCUCACAUACCUAGUGGACUGAUUACAAAUGUUUUCUCUCUUUUCUCUCCAGCAGGUCUUAUUUCCUGCAAUAAAUAUUUUAAACAGACUAACUCUUGUUGCUUCUUUUCUUUGAUGAAAAACUUAAUUGGAAUUACAGCAUCGCAACUGAGAAUUUUCACACAGGUUGACAUUAAGGGUUUACUAUCUGGAAAGUGUGUGCAAAUUUAAGAUACUUACUGCUUGCUAUAUAAGAACAUUCCAUAAUUCACAUUGGUUAUCAUAAUAUAUUCUUUUUUUCAUGGGUCCCUAGGUGAUUUGUCCUUGAUUAGAUUUGCCCAGUUUGAGCAAGGGGUUUCUGAAUUGUGUGAUUUCAGAUUGUGUAAAUAAAUAUAAUUAUAAAUAUUUUCUCAUAAUAUCCAAGAUAAUGUUGUCUUAAAAGAUGGGAGGAUAAUUAAAAUUCAGGAUGGGUGUGAAAGGAAGCAUAAUUUCCCUUUCACUGGCAGCCUUCACUUUGAAUCAGAGGUAAUAGUCCUCAUGAAUAGAAUUCAUAUAUUAGCAAAAAAUACCACAAUAGCAAUAGUACUUAGAUUUAUAUACUGCUUCACAGUGCUUUACAGCCCCCUCUAAGCAGUUUACAGGGUCAGCAUAUUGCCCCCAACAAAUUACUAUAGUAAUUUCAGGCCCUAAGAAGUUUAAGUGUGUUUCACUUUACAGUUAUUAUGAAUAGCAGCCUUUUUAUAUAAUUCCAAUAGAAACAUACUUGCCUGAAAGCCUCUGAUUUAAAAAAAAAAUUGCAAAAACUAUACAACAACUGAGAAAUAGCAAAAGGAAGCCAAAUGGCAUCUGAUUGUCUCAGAAAAAAAAUCCUUUAAGGCUAUGCUCAUUCCAUUUGAAGUAGCUAUGUAAAACAUCAAUUGUAUUCAUCCUAUUUAAGUAGCUCUGCUGGGAUGGGGCACCAGGAGAUGAAUUUUUGAACAUGACUUCAGAUGUGAAAUGGAUUUAUUCCUUCUUGCUAUUUGUUGCCUCUCUAAAUUGUAUGAAGGGUGGAAUAUAGCUCUGACCCUUAGAUCUGCAGUUCCCAAACCCUGUAGUAUGGCACUACAGCAAACUCGCAGGGCAGCAUAAGAUACUUAAUAAAUGGAACUGUUAGGGAGCUUGCUACAGCAUCCAGAGCACUGUGAACCAGGAAAGUUUGGGAACAUCCAAAAGUUCAUCCAAGUGAUAGAACCUAUGUUGGGAUUGCCAAGCAGAUUCCAAUUUUGCACACAAGGGCUGAAAUGUGAACUCAUUUUUGCAAUAGUAAGCAAGCAGCAUCCUAGGCAAAGAACACGGCUGAAUUUAUUUCUUAAGAAAGAACUACAAAAGGUAGAAAACAGCUGUUGCACUCUAGACUACACACACAUACAUCAUCUGACCACAGGCACUGCCCAUCUCAUGGACCCAGGACACCUACAAAGCUCUUCAGACUCCACUUGAAGUCUAUAGAACAGCUAAAGCUGCUGCUGUUGCCGCCGCACAAAAGAUUGACACAAAAUAUAAAUUUUUGUACAAUAUGUAGAUUUUGCAAUAAACAUCUAUAUCACAGGUUUAAAACACUGGAAAAAUUGAACAAAUAAGGCCAUGAUGGUUGAAAAACCCAAAAAUAUCAAGUAAUUUAUCUUCACCAAUCUCACAAUAUUUAGGUGGUUUAUAGAACAAGAAUUAGUUAUUACAUAGAAAAGCACAGAUAUUUUUGUUUAAAACUAGAAUAUCUAAUAUUCAGUUACAAACCAGAAAAGUGAUUACUUUCAUUAGAGUAGCAAGUAAUCAGAUCUGUUUGCUUAGUUACUAGCACAGAGAAGGAACUGGACUGGUUUGUGUGGGCUAUUAAAUAGACUCGGCAAGUAUUUCUGACUUGGCUUUGCUAGCAACUGUUCCUAGCUGCUCUGCAGCCAAUUUUCUUAGUGAAUGGAGAUAAUCCUCGUUCAGAGGGAAAGGAUUUUGUUGUGUAAGGCAGCAACUGAAUACAAAGGUAAGCUUAUUCAUGUUGUUGGUCUUGUGUGAGUGGUGGAUCCAGCAUUAUGCAGUUUAUAGAGAGGGAAUAUCUAGCUCACAGAAGCAAGAUUUUUGCAAACAACUAGAUCCAUUUUCUUUACCAGAAUUGGGACUGUCAUAAAGCUAAAUGUCAAUCUGCAUAUAUUUCAGAGAGCAAGGAUUGGGGAAACGUUGGAACAGAGGAAUCUAUUUCUCAAAACCCGAUUAGUGCUUGUCCUUGUAGAUAUCAUUGGUUAUACUGUUGGAGCACAAAACAUACUAUUUCACUGAUGGAUAUACUCAUACAUCCAACAAACCAAGGUAUGCACACGUCCAGAACAACAGAGUUGAAAUUUUAGGUUUGCCACAAGAAACGUAACUGUAGAAACCAUGGAUACUACCCGCUGCUUUGCUACAAAUUGUUUAUGAAAAUGAUAGUUCAGCCAGAUAGGGGAAUUAAGGUGCUUCUCGGAAAGACUGGGUUCUUAUGCUAGGGGGUAUUUAUUGGCCCUGGCACCUCUAGUAAAGGCAGGGAAGGGAGAAUUUUUCUAUCUCACUUCCAUCUUGCAAAUAUUAUCUAGGCUGUAAUUCAAAACUAAGAGGUCCUUUUGUACAAAAAGAUUCCUUGAAGGCAGCAUUUUGCUUCUGGAGCAAAGCAAAAAGGUCCAAACGUGUGUUUUCCCUCUAUUCCCUUUCAAGAUUGUGCCGCUUUACAACUUGGGCUACUAUGUUAAAGACAGCUUUGCGCUAGAAAUAGCUUUGUUAGACUUACAUAUUUAAGAGGGACUACAAGGUAAUAAGUUUAUGUUCAGUGCCUGAAACACAUUUGAUUUGCUGUAGCAAAAGAAGUUGGACAGAAAAUAACUUCAUGAGUAGAAUCCAAAAGAAUCCUGGUGUUCUAAUGUCACGUGCGGCUAAGGAAGCGACAUUUGUUUCAUUGGAGCUUAUCCUGGACUGGAAGCAGUUGGAGCAGCUGCUUGCAUAUUUAACUGAAGAUGGAAAUAAAGACACUUAAAAAAUGGGUUUCUUUCAUUAUGACUUCCACUGUGAAGAGGUGUCCUAAGGAGGAAUAGCAACUAGAGGCCUUUUGCAUGCAGCACAUAGUCUUCAUAGGCUUAUUUUCUUGCUCAGGGAAUUUAGAUUAACUCAGGCUGAUAGCUAAUUUCUGGUUUAUCAGACUGAGUGUUUUACAUGGAAGCUUGGCCUAAAUGUGUAGCAUGUAGACAUGGGCUAAAACCUAAGAUACUGUUUUUACUCGCUUACUCCUCCCAUCAGUAUCAUUUAAAAGCCUACAGAUUUUUCUUUUGACAGUCAUAGCUAAAAGACUUCUGCAAGGGAAUAUUACAGUAGUAUCAUUAAUUUGGAUUCAAGGAUCAGUGGCUAUUAGUGCUUAAAUAUGUUCUCUAGAAAGCACACAAUCACCAAAUUAUUUUCACAGAGAUGCAUAUACUUAAUUUACAUAAUUUUUAAGAUUUAGUAAAAAAGUGAAGAAUGGCACUGUAGUAAUUUUGCUCAGCUGCAAAAUAAAAUAGCAUUUGCUGCUAAUGGAACCCAAGUCUUCAUGCUUAAUUCUAAACAGCUGUAAAGUAAAAACAGUUUUGGUUGGUAAACUAUGAAUACAGUUGACUUAUAUGACCAUUUGUGUUAUCCCCUCACAAAUAGGAAGGUAAUCUGCAUUGCUGAUCUUUGCUUAUGGUUUUGUAUUUAUACCCCUAUUAUUUUCUGGUCUAUUUAGCUUCCUAUUUCUCAGCAGGUUGGUAAUGAUUUUGUGUAUCAUUUCAACCAGUGUAGUUUCUGUUGCAUUCUCUGUUCUAGUUAUUCUGCAAUAAGGUAAUGGUGGGCUAAUAGAAGUUUAGGUUGAGUUGAGUAAGCACCCUGUUCCAUAGUUGUGUAGAUUCAGCAGUUCCUAUACCCACUUACUAGCUUAUUCCUGUGUAGCAGGCAAUCUUUGGACUACAAGCACUUGAAAAAGAAUUAACCCCUUCCAAUCACCAGCACUGUAAUGGCCUUAAGAAGGCAAUAGUGGAGUGAAUGUUUCUAAACACUGUUUCUUGGUCAAUAGAAGGGCAGCCCCAGCAUCUGCCAAGGCUAAGUGUAUUUUUAGUGCCACUAGCUUUACAAAGUAAGGCUUGAAAAAUAAAAGGUAUUAGCAAAACAGGUUGAGUUAGUUAUGUUUGAUGUGCUAGCAGAGUUCAAAAAUGGCUUACUUAGGCUGGCUUCAUGCUAAUACCAUGGGAUUUCCUGACAUGUCUCAGAUAAUAUCAGAAUCUGGCUAAAAGUUGCAAGUGUAUCACAAUAAUCAGGAGAACACCAAAAGUCUGAAAGCUGCAUACAAAAACUGUAUUCAGGGAUGAUAACGCAUAUGAAUGGAACGCUACUCCUGCUUGCCACCUUGCUCCCCAAAAGUAGGGAAAAGUAGAAGCAGAAAGAUCUUGCAGCAGAACUUCAAGUGUACAUUAAGCAUCUAUAAAUUUAGAAAUAUUUAAUACGAGGCUGAUUUUUUUAACGUAACAGUGGGCUUGGGAUGAAUUGUCCAAGAGAAAUUAGCACUGGACAAUCUAAGCAGCUGAAGAAUUAGAAUGAGCUCUAUUAGAAAAUCUAGAGUGGCAGACACAAUUUCAAGACGUAUCAAUUGAAACCAUGAUGCUGAAAUCUUUUUUCCUCUUAAAAGAAAAUGUAACUAGCUAGAAUCUUGCUGGAUCAGAAAGAUAGAUAUAGCAGAUGGCACUUGUCCUAGUAAUGAUCAUUACGUAUACAUCUAUGGCAAACCCAACUUGGAUACAAUUACAGCUGCAGAGUGCACGCUGCCCUAUUCCAAAUAACAUUGCACCAUUGAAUAGCUGAAAGCCCAGUUGCAUAUACUGCACUGAGAAAAUCCUCUUAUAAAUUCAGCCACUGCCACAGAAAGCUUCAAGAAGUCAAUGCUGAUUAUUACACAGAAACUUCCACUCAAGCUGGAAUAAUUCUUGCAAAUUCCUGCCCUAUACCCAAGCAUUGACCAUCACUCUCCAAGCUUCUGGAAAUCCAAACUCUUGUGUCCAGCAGCCUUGAGUAGUAUAAGACAGAUGCUCAGCAUCAAGGAACAGGCAGACACAAGGAGUUUCCCACAAUAUAAUGACAUUCAACCUGAUCCAACUAGUGGACGGAAUGACUCACCAAGAAUCAGUUUCAAUGGCUCAACUAACUCAGGUGUGCCAGAGACUCUGCAUAUCAUACUUCUGCCAAGAGGCAGAAAAGGCUAGGCCCUUGGUAAACCUGGGCCAAUUUUAUAAUCCAAAAGCAUGGGUUUUAUGCAUUCCCAGCAGCAUAAUC